UGAAAUAUGUCAACAUCUCGUCCAGAUGUACAUAUUUGAAUAGUGCCGCAUAAAAUAUGGAAUCUAAAAGGGCUGUUUGCGGCUAUAGUCUGCAGAGAAAUGACCCUAAACGGAAGCUGUCAUAUAGUUGACCUUUCCAACUCCAGUAACUAUUUUUGCGCUCGUACGAAUCACCCAUUCUUACUUACUCUGUGGUAUUACGCUUCCGUGACAGUGUCCUACCUUGGCGCAUUUAUGUGUGCUUUAGUGAUCGCGGCCAUCAUCAUCCAGCAUUUGGUGCGCAAAGGAUCCCACUUUUUGAUUAUACAUCUUUUCGCCAUUAUCUUUACGGUUAAUGGUGUGAUUCAUCCCGUAUUUACGGUAUCCGGUUACUACGAUUCCCUCCAGCUAUCUAGCGCGGCCUGUCGCGGCAUGUACUUCAUCUACACACUCUUCGGUUCCGUUGCGGUGUGGUCUGAGCUGUUCCUGAACAUAAAUCGCUUAACCGCCAUUAUCAGACCCCAGUCGCACUUUGUCAACACAGACGCACAUCGUCGAUCCGUCAAGGGCACCGUACUGGCCAGCUGGAUGAUUAGUCUGGCUUUGACGUGUCCGAUUUUAUCUCAUAAAGUAAUGCAAGCCAACAGUGUGCAGCCGUGGGGUUUCUGCGAUAUACUCCCAGUAUCGCGAGGUGGUCGGUGGUAUUUCACUGUCUUUGGGACGCUGUCGAUGAUGCUACCAGCUAGUGGCAUGGUGCUGUCCUGUGCGGCACUGACGUUUAUUCUCGUCAAGAAAAAGAACCGAAUUCGUAAUACUGGCUUACCGAAUCGGGUUCUGGCGCGUAAUUCCGCUGACCGUUUGAUUUUGUCCAAGAUAUUUUUUGCUGCAGCUGUAUGGACAAUCACAUGUUAUUUACCGAGAAUUAUUGUGUCUGUUUAUCAUGGCAAUAAGGUGUACCGGGACUAUCCAACCCUAAUGCUUCUGACAAGAUGGUUUUCCUUCUUUGGAACACUGGGCUCACCGGCGAUGUUUCUUAUGCUUGGAAAAUCGUAUCGGCAAGGAGCUUACAAAUGUUUGCACUUGAUGGUACUAUGCGUCUCCUGCAAAAAACAAAGCCCUGAACAACCAACGAAUCUCGAAUUAACUGGACGAACAUGAGUAAAUUUUCCUCCUGUCCUUUUCGAAACGUUUUGGUAAAUACGGCACUGGAGUUAUGUACGUAG
This is a messenger RNA of Paramacrobiotus metropolitanus, 1202 nucleotides long. Its product is annotated as rhodopsin-like. The record is from RefSeq and is a predicted model, not a curated record. The transcript has 2 exons. The coding region runs from base 100 to 1137 and encodes 345 amino acids. Gene Ontology annotation, cellular component: membrane. Lineage: Eukaryota; Metazoa; Tardigrada; Eutardigrada; Parachela; Macrobiotidae.